AUGACCAUCGGAACUGCACCACAAACUUUCAAAGGAUUCGGAGUCGACGACUUCAAGAACUGGGACAGCCCCAAGUUGGUGGAGUACGCCGCCAAGCCUCUCAAUGACCACGACGUGAUAGUGGAAACCAUUGCUUGCGGAGUUUGCGGCAGUGAUCUCUUCACCAUCAACGGUGCCUGGGGACCUUUGGGCAGAAAAGACUUGGUGGUCGGCCACGAGAUCAUCGGAAAUGUGGUUGCUCUCGGUGACCUUGUCACCGAGUUCAAGCUUGGCCAAAGAGUCGGCAUUGGUGCUGCCAACAGCGCCUGCAGAGAGUGCAGCCGUUGUGCCAGUGACAACGAACAGUACUGUCCUACCCGUUCCUCCACCUACAACUCGGUGGACCCUCGUUCCGACGGAUACGUGACCCAAGGUGGAUACGCCUCCCAUGCCAUUGCUGACGAGCAAUUCGUGUUUGCCAUUCCAGACAAGAUCUCGUCCUCGGCUGCCGCACCUAUGAUGUGUGCUGGGUUGACUGUGUUCUCUCCAUUGGUCAGAACCUUGGGCUACGACGCCAAGGGUAAGACUGUGGGGAUCAUCGGUAUCGGUGGUUUGGGCCACUUGGCUAUCCAGUUUGGCCAUGCCAUCGGAGCAAACGUGGUAGCAUUUUCCAGAUCAUCCUCCAAGAAGGAUCACGCCAUCUCCAUGGGAGCUGACGACUUUGUCGCCACUGGUGAGGACCCUAAGUGGACCUCCAGAUACAUGGACAAGUUCGACUUGAUUUUGAACUGUGCCUCGGGAAUUGACGGCUUGGCCCUUACCGACUACUUGUCGGUGUUGAAGGUGAACGGCAGCUUCAUUUCUGCCGGUUUGCCAUCUCACUCUGAAACGUUCGAGGUUGCACCAAAGGGAUUCCUCAAGAACGGAGGCUCGUUCGGGUCCUCGUCGCUUGGUUCCAAGGUGGAAGCCAACGAGAUGUUGAGAUUGGCUGCGGAAUACGACAUCAAGCCAUGGGUCGAGGAGAUCGACAUCAGCGAGAAGGGUGUGCACGAAGCGUUGACCAGACUCGACAAGGGUGACGUCAAGUAUAGAUUUGUGUUCACUGGCUUCGACAAGGCCUUUUAG
Suhomyces tanzawaensis NRRL Y-17324 is the source of this 1104-nucleotide messenger RNA. RefSeq names its product NAD(P)-dependent alcohol dehydrogenase. Gene Ontology annotation, biological process: alcohol metabolic process. The transcript has a single exon. The record is from RefSeq and is a predicted model, not a curated record. NCBI's taxonomy places the organism in Eukaryota, Fungi, Ascomycota, Pichiomycetes, Serinales, Debaryomycetaceae. Gene Ontology annotation, molecular function: alcohol dehydrogenase (NADP+) activity; zinc ion binding. The coding region runs from base 1 to 1104 and encodes 367 amino acids.